This is a messenger RNA of Synchiropus splendidus (mandarinfish), 2285 nucleotides long. Its product is annotated as protein Wnt-2b-A-like. Gene Ontology annotation, biological process: cell fate commitment; canonical Wnt signaling pathway; neuron differentiation. Gene Ontology annotation, cellular component: extracellular region. The record is from RefSeq and is a predicted model, not a curated record. The transcript has 5 exons. Gene Ontology annotation, molecular function: frizzled binding; cytokine activity. The coding region runs from base 354 to 1496 and encodes 380 amino acids. Lineage: Eukaryota; Metazoa; Chordata; Actinopteri; Syngnathiformes; Callionymidae.
UGCGCACACGGGACCGGUCUCUUCGGCUCAGUUUGCCGCCGACUUGUGUCAUUUGAAACAGCUUCUUUUGAAGACUUGAGCCGGAAUGUUUUGUCGCACACAGAGCUGCGUUCGUCGAUGCGUCAAGCGCCAAAUCGAAAUGUGAUUUUACGCGCGACCCUGUGUGAUUUGAACGCGCUGCGCGAAGUGUACGGAGUCACAUGGAGCUAAUAUCGGUGCUUUUCCUGCUCUUAUCAGCUGACUGACUCCUCAGCCUGUGAAGUUUACGUCGUUUUUGUUCCUCAAUGAUGGACGGUGGAUGGUGGGCGCGCACUCUCGCACCUGAUCGUGGAGCGUUUGCCAACACAUGAGAGAUGUUUUGUCUGCUCAGAUCUGGGAGUCUAUCAGGCAGCGGCAGCACCAUGGGGAUCCGACACGGCACGAAAACACAGCACAACUCCAAGCCCAAAAUAUACUUUCUGCUUCUGCUCAUAUUCACGCCGAGAGUGGACUCGUCAUGGUGGUACAUCGGGGCGCUGGGUGCUCGGGUCAUUUGUAACAACAUUCCUGGUCUGGUGAACAAGCAGCGUCAGCUCUGCCAGCGGCACCCGGACCUCAUGCAGUCCAUUGCUGAGGGAGCCAAAGAGUGGAUCCUGGAGUGCCAGCACCAGUUCCGACACCACCGCUGGAACUGCAGCACCAUUGAGCGGGACCACACCGUGUUUGGCCGAGUGAUGCUGCGAAGCAGCAAGGAAGCGGCGUUCGUGUACGCCAUCUCCUCGGCCGGGGUGGUCUACGCCAUCACCAGGGCCUGCCGCCAGGGGGAGCUGGAGAUCUGCAGCUGCGACGGCGACAAGCGAGGACAAUCCAGCGAUGAACGGGGGAGCUUCGAUUGGGGGGGAUGCAGCGACAACAUCAGCUUUGGCAUCAGCUUUGCCAAGGCUUUCGUCGACGCGCGAGAGCGGAUGGUGAAAGACGCUCGAGCGCUGAUGAACCUGCACAACAACCGAUGUGGCCGCAUGGCGGUGAAGCGCUUCAUGAAGCUGGAGUGCAAGUGUCACGGGGUCAGCGGCUCCUGCUCGCUGAGGACCUGCUGGCAGACCAUGUCUGACUUCAGGCGCACCGGCGACUACCUGCGCAAGAAGUACAACACGGCCAUCGAGGUGACCAUGAACCAGGACGGCACAGGCUUCAAGGUGGCCGACAAGGACUUCAAGGGAACCACCAAGAAUGAGCUGGUGUAUGUGGAGAACUCGCCUGACUACUGUCUCAUGGACCGCUCGGCAGGUUCGUUGGGAACAGCAGGUCGCGUCUGCAGCAAGUCUUCGCGAGGAGCGGACGGCUGCGAGGUCAUGUGCUGUGGGCGGGGCUACGACACCAUGCGCAUGAAAAGAGUGACUAAGUGCGACUGCAAGUUCAAGUGGUGCUGCGCGGUGGAGUGCAGGGACUGCGAGGAGGUGGUGGACGUUCACACCUGCAAGCCUCACAAGCGGCCCGACUGGCAGGACUUGACCUAAAAACCCCGGACCUGUGCUGAACUGUGAGCACCACCAGGGAGAGACCUGGAAACAGUUUCUGAUCAAGCGCUCCUUCGGUCUGUUGAAGAAACAUUGCCAGAGAUUCUACCUAAAAGUGAGGGAGAAACUUGCCAUCUUGAGUUUGUGCUCAAAACCCGUGCGCCAGCCAUUAAUAAUAACAACAAUUGAAGUGGAUUUGGACGUGUAGCUCCUUGUAAAAACACUGGCAUUUUGAGUGAUGCUGCAAUGCAGUGUUGAAAUGUGACAAAUGUUAUAACAUGUAAUUAUAGAAAGACAGAACCAUUCAAAGUGUAACACUCUGUGUAGAAACGAUGACACUUGGUUGACCAUCUUUAAGAAGUUCUUUCAAUUGAGUGCUGCUAUUUUUUUUUUUUUUACUUCUAUAGUUGUGUUUUACUUCACAAGAAUGCAAACUGUUGGACCGUGCCGGCAGCGAGCGCUGUCACCUGUGAGCGGGUGGGUGUAGAGCCCACGUGCUGUUCCUAUGUACCGGUUUGAUAUUAAAAUUAGUUCAUGAGUUCACCUGCUGUUGAAAGUUGUUGGGAGCGACAAAAGAGCGUGAGUCGAGUUUGUCCUGGAGAAGUUCCAGGGCCACCGGGAUGGAACGAUGGCUGACGUGGCGUCACUGGUGCGGAGAAGAAUGUGGUGUCCAGACUGGAGCCUGCGCCAGGAUUAAGUAAAUAAAUUCACACUGCUAUCUGUGUGUGUGUGUGUGUGAGAGAGAGAGAGAGAGAGAGACACUGCCGGCUACCUGAGGUGACGCUGCCA